Dentiscutata heterogama is the source of this 484-nucleotide messenger RNA. The record is from the annotation of a GenBank genome assembly. Lineage: Eukaryota; Fungi; Glomeromycota; Glomeromycetes; Diversisporales; Gigasporaceae.
AUGAAUUCUAUUUCUAUUUUAUGUGAUAGUAUUUUUAAUAAUACAUAUCCAGAAUUAUUAUUAUUGCAUCAACAAGUAGAAGAAUUUCAAACAAUUUAUCAGUCUGAUGUUGAAGUAAUAUCUAAUAAUCUAAUUGAACAAUAUUCUUAUAACCAAGAAGAAUUAAAUAAAUCUAUUAUAUCAGAUGAAUCUAAUUUAAAUAAACCUAUUUUAAAUAAUGAACAAAUAAAUAAAUUUAAAAAAAUUUAUUAUAAAAAUAAAAUUGAAGAUAAUAAAAAUAAUAAUGAAGAUUUAAUUCAAAAAAUUAAAAAAAAAAUAGAAAAAAAAGAUAAAGAAGCUCAAUAUAUAAAAUUACAAACUACAAUAUGUUGCAAAGAAAAAUAUUUUCAAAAUUUAGUUUUUUAUGAACAUGCUAUUUUAACUUAUCAAAAAUUUCAAAAUAUAAAAACUACUACUACAGGACAAAAACGUAGCAGACUUGCUA